Messenger RNA from Miniopterus natalensis, 581 nucleotides. Lineage: Eukaryota; Metazoa; Chordata; Mammalia; Chiroptera; Miniopteridae. The record is from RefSeq and is a predicted model, not a curated record.
AUGAGGGAUGUGGAGAGCAGGACACCAAUAGCCCCCUGCCAGCCCUAUAUUGAGACCGUUUUAGACCAGCGUUGGUUUCUCAACCUUGGCACUACUGAACAAGUUAGGUCAAAGCCCUUUAAGCUCCUAGGAAUUUUAGACGUCCAGAACAUUCCCUGUGCACGGGACUCAGUAUUAUAUGGUUCAUUAGGAUCUGUUGUGGCUGGCCUUGGACAUUUUUUGUUAACUAGCAGAAUUAGAAGAUCAUGUGACGUUGGAGUAGGAGGAUUUAUCGUGGUGACUUUAGGAUUCUGGUUCCACUGUAGGUAUAAUUAUGCAAAGCUAAGAAUCCAGGAAAGACUCGCCAGAGAAGGAAUUAAAAAUAAGAUUUUAUAUGAAAGUACCCACCUUGAUCCUGAAAGAACACAAACCAGCAAUAGCAGCAGCACCUGAACAGAUUCGAGCACAGAACCCAAAUACAACUCACUGGCGUCAGUGUGAACCAAGAUGAGAUCAACUAUGUAAAACAUCCUAUGUACCAUAAGGCGGCUUUCAAUCAAGUAAAUAAAGUAUGUGUAAGCUGUAGUCUUUUUUCACUUAAA